AUGACUGUUCUUCUUUCCUUUUCAUUUUCAAGUUUUGAAACCCAGAGACGAAAAGGUUGCAGUUCUCUUACAAUGCAAAAUUCAACAUCUCUCUCCAGCGACAUGAUGCAAACAUCCAUUUACUACAGUAAAGCUGCAGAAACUGCAAGGAUGGUCCUCAUGGUCCCAACUGUUCUUUGUUUCUGCUUUUUCCUCUACUUUGCCAUUGUGAUGUUACAUUUCUACUUUACUUCCCCUCGUGUGAAAGAACAUGCUCGCUAUGUGCUCUUUGCCCACAUGCUCAUUAAUGAUACAAUGUAUCUUAGUGUUGCACUCUUUUUUUUACUGGCUACCAUGUUUGUUCUUCCGAUCCCUAUGGCCAUCUGUUAUAUACUGGUCACAUUGGAAGCUUCAUCAUUUAAGAUCACUCCAUACAACCUGGCAUUCAUGGCUCUUGAACGUUAUAUAGCUAUCUGCUUCCCACUGAGGCAUGUAACACUUUGCACUCCACAAAGGUCUAAUGCUGCUAUCGCAUUUAUGUGGGUAAUUGGACUAAUGCCCAGUUUUGUGGAUUUUGUUUCCCUGUGUAUGUCAGUUGAUAAGAACUUCUUCUCUCUUCGUGUUGUCUGUAAUCGGAAUAUUGUGAUGAUAAAUGCUUUUCAAGCAUCUGUAAAAACCUAUACUAUUAUAAUUUCCUUAACUCUUGUAGCUUUGAUAAUUCUGUUCACCUAUGUAAAGGUCAUGUUGGUUGCUCGACAGAUAAGCUCCAGGGGUUCUGCUUUUAAGGCUGCUAAGACUGUUAUGCUUCAUGCAUUCCAGCUCCUCUUGAGUAUAAUAUCUUUAGCUUCUUCCUUUACAGAGCCAUACUUUCGAGAUUAUAUAUUUUUAUUCGUCAUGGCAAACUUUAUCAUGUUUAUGUGUUUACCAAGAUUUCUGAGCCCUUUAAUCUAUGGGAUGAGAGAUGAGGUCUUCAAACAAUGCAUUGGGAAAAUAUUCCCAAAGAACUUCAAACAACAGUGCUGUAAAUUAAGGUCAAAUAAACUUGCUGUACAUGGUUCCUAA
Molecule: messenger RNA, 1041 nt
Organism: Pelobates fuscus (common spadefoot toad)
Lineage: Eukaryota; Metazoa; Chordata; Amphibia; Anura; Pelobatidae
Product: odorant receptor 131-2-like
Exons: 1
Coding region: 1-1041 (346 amino acids)
Biological process (GO): G protein-coupled receptor signaling pathway; detection of chemical stimulus involved in sensory perception of smell
Cellular component (GO): membrane
Molecular function (GO): odorant binding; olfactory receptor activity; G protein-coupled receptor activity
Source: RefSeq, a predicted model, not a curated record